AUGCUGACAAAGCGCCAGGCUGGUAAGCAGGCUUGCUCGUCGAUUAGUUUCGUCGUCCGAGCUCCUUGCAGCUUCAGAACAAUCUGUGCGGAUGUAGCUGUCUUCCAAAAAUCUGGAGACGUUUUGAUGUCUGUGGCCAAUCACGUGACUCGGGAUUAUCAAAACCUUGCUUUAAGUGAUCAAACACACUUUCCUGAGUCACCUGUUCACUGUUUUGCUAUGCGAUUUUUGAAAGAACCGCAACAGCAAGUAGAAGUGGUUAUUUGUUUCGUCGAGCAAAUUUUCGUCCGCUUUGAUUCACUCAAGUUAAGAAAGGAAGGACAUGAUUUCCGACAGAAUAACUCUGCUCCAUGUGCCAAAGAUAAAUUACUUGAAAUCAAACUGAAGGAAGUAAGAAUCAAGCAUUCUAAGAAUCAUGAGGCAUGUAACCGAAGUUUCGUGUCUACCUGUGCGCACGUGUGCAUGGAUUGGAUUGACAGCAGACCUGGAAGUGCCAAAAUCGAAGGUUUUAUUUCUGUGGCAAAUUUGGAUCUUGCUUCAUUUACAAAUCAAAUUUCCUAA
Molecule: messenger RNA, 561 nt
Organism: Echinococcus granulosus
Lineage: Eukaryota; Metazoa; Platyhelminthes; Cestoda; Cyclophyllidea; Taeniidae
Exons: 4
Coding region: 1-561 (186 amino acids)
Source: RefSeq, a predicted model, not a curated record